Molecule: messenger RNA, 2117 nt
Organism: Colius striatus (speckled mousebird)
Lineage: Eukaryota; Metazoa; Chordata; Aves; Coliiformes; Coliidae
Gene: UPK1B
Product: uroplakin 1B
Exons: 9
Coding region: 130-912 (260 amino acids)
Cellular component (GO): membrane
Source: RefSeq, a predicted model, not a curated record
GCAGGUGGCUAGGGAUUUCUGCUGGGAAGCAUCACAAGAAGGGAAGGGAAGGGAAGGCUUCUUUGAAGAAUCUGAGUCAGUAACUCCAGCAAGAGAAGGCACUAGUACAGGUUGCAUGAGCAAUUAAAGAUGGCAAAAAGUGAUGAUGGCAUACGCAUCUUCCAGGGUCUAUUAGUCUUUGGGAAUGUGGUCAUUGGGAUGUGUGGCAUUGCCCUGACAGCAGAGUGCAUCUUCUUUGUGUCUGAUCCCCAUGGUCUCUACCCACUGCUGGAAGCCACAGAAAAUGAUGACAUCUAUGCUGCUGCCUGGAUUGGCAUCUUUGUUGGCUUUGCACUCUUUGCUCUGUCUAUCCUUGGUAUCAUUGCAGUCAUCAAGUCCAGCAGGACCUUGCUGCUGGUGUAUAUUAUUCUGAUGCUGAUAACUUAUGCAUUUGAAAUGGCUUCUUGCAUCACGGCAGCGACUCAGCGAGACUUUCUCACUCCAAAUCUCUUCUUAAAGCAAAUGCUGGAGAGGUAUCAGAAGUCAGAGACAGACAAUAACAAUGACAAGUGGAUGUCCGAUGGGGUCACAGCCACAUGGAAUAGACUCAUGCUUCAGAACCAGUGCUGCGGGGUGCUGGGCCCCUCUGACUGGCAAGACUACACGUCUGCCUUCCGCAAGAAUCACAGCGAUGCUGACUACCCUUGGCCACGCAACUGCUGUGUCCUGGAUGCCCAAGGCUCUCCCAUCAACCUUGAUGGCUGCAAGCUUGGAGUUCCUGGCUACUAUAACAGCAACGGUUGCUAUGACGUUAUUUCUGCACCAAUGAACACACAUGCCUGGGGUGUUGCCUGGUUUGGUUUUGCCAUCCUCUGCUGGACUUUCUGCGUCCUCCUUGGUACCAUGUUCUACUGGAGUAGACUUGAGUACUGAAGACCCAGUGUCCUCAGCACUGUCCUGAAGUACCACGUGAAACUGAUUUGUUCGUCUCCCGCUUCAUUCUCCUUGUGCCAAGGAGGAUUUGAGGUUUUCCCACUACCUCUCUCAUAUCUACUUUUGCCCAGUCCAAAAACUUGACAAACUGAGCUGGUAACUCCAAGAAAGGAUCUUCUUGUCCCUUCUUUGCCCCUUGUUCUCCAGCCCUAAUGCCUCCUGACCGAGGCACAAUCCUUUCACUGUGCAAGAAAUCCUUGGGCCAUAAGAUAAGAAAUGAUGACAUCAGAAAAAGAAAUGUCCAUAUACACUUGCUUCAGAAAAAAAUCUCUCUCUAAAAAUAGGUUGAACGUAAAUCAUAAUGUUAAAGGCUCCGGCAAAGAGCAAAAUGUGAGCAAAACUGUAACCUUCUGUGACCAAUAAAGAUGGAUGCUACAAGGGAGAAGACUGCAGACCUCUCUAACGUAUUUUGUCAUUCAACUUCUGUUCCUAGUCUCUAUCACCCUUUGCCUUAGAAUAAGACAGGUUCUCUAAGAGUUUAAGUGUGACAGAAGCAAAGACAUGUCACAGACAAAAAGUGUGUUGCUAGUCAAGCCCCAUAAAAGGCUAGCUCACUCCUCAACAAUAUGCUGCCUAGAUUCAAGCCUACCUCCUGUCACUAAUGAAACUGCUGCAUGUGCUCCUAACUUCAGAAGUGCCAGUCCAGGAAAAGCUCCACUUGCUAACAAGCGACUCCUUCAAAAAGCUGUUAUGCACUUCACACAAGCUUUCACACACCUACAGGCUAGAAUUUGUGCAGAACAUGAGAGGUCCUAUGCUGUAGUUGGCUUUGUGAAAGUUGUUGUCCUAUGCCUCUAGAUUACCACGCUUCUUGCUUCAGCCACCUGCAUAUUCCCUGUGUAUUUUCCCAUCUACAUCCCUGGAUCGAGUAGGACAAAAGGCAAAUAAUGGCAACAAGUGAAUAAUACAAGCAACAAAGCACCUGAACCAAAUCCAAUCCUUGCAUGAGCAGUUGCAGUUCUCACUCAGUUCCAUACAGGCUGCUUACUCUGGCCCAGACGGAUCUGCUGUCUUUACUUCAGUAGUUACAUGAAUCAUGUGAAAUAUGCUCCUGUAUAGAGUGUUUUAAGGUGAAGCCUGUUCCCAGGGUGUACUGGUUCAGAACCUGACUCUUGCCUCCUGUCUUGAUUCUUUGGUUUUGUAUA